Messenger RNA from Postia placenta MAD-698-R-SB12, 609 nucleotides. RefSeq lists its product as hypothetical. The record is from RefSeq and is a predicted model, not a curated record. Gene Ontology annotation, molecular function: phosphatidylinositol-3-phosphate binding. Gene Ontology annotation, cellular component: endosome. Bases 1 to 609 code for a protein of 202 amino acids. NCBI's taxonomy places the organism in Eukaryota, Fungi, Basidiomycota, Agaricomycetes, Polyporales, Adustoporiaceae. The transcript has 5 exons.
AUGGCGUCUCGCGAUCCUUCAAGUCUUUCCCGGGACGAGGAACUCUUUCCAUCUUCGCCAGCAACUCCCAGACCAUCUGAGAAAGCACACGGUUUGCUAGAGAUACUCCCGGACAAGAUUGACAUCGAAGAGGAGGCCCGUUUGUACGAUGAGCUCUGCGAUUCGCCGGUACAGACUCCAUCGUCUCGUUCGCAUUCUCCAGUCCAGGCACCCUCAGUAUUCUCACGAGACAUAUGGUUAGCCGACAACACAGGCGAGAGUCAGGCCUUUGCUCGUGAAGUCGAGGUCGUAGGGUGGACGAGCGUCGGCGACAAGCGUGGUGGAGCUUACAUCGUAUAUGACUGCGCCAUCAAGACAAAGGAGGGCACCAUGAUCCACGUGCAUAAGCGGUACAGUGCCUUCGCUGAGCUCUAUGCAAGGCUACGCGCUACAUUACCUGAGGACCAGCAUCACUCCGUACCCCACCUCCCGCCCAAGACCCCUUGGGCGAAAUUCCGACCUACCUUCCUCGACCACCGAAGGCGAUUGCUGCAGCACUGGCUGUCAGCUGUACUCCUGCAUCCAGAAAUUGGCGGAUGUCAGGCCAUCAGAGAGUGGGUCAUGAAUUGA